This is a messenger RNA of Dinoponera quadriceps, 841 nucleotides long. RefSeq names its product transmembrane protein 186. The record is from RefSeq and is a predicted model, not a curated record. Gene Ontology annotation, cellular component: mitochondrion. The transcript has 3 exons. NCBI's taxonomy places the organism in Eukaryota, Metazoa, Arthropoda, Insecta, Hymenoptera, Formicidae. Bases 194 to 814 code for a protein of 206 amino acids.
UUUAAAAGUAACGAUCAAAAUUAGAUGUGUGAGAGAUAGAUGUGAGAAGCGUUAUGUACAAGUGUAGUCUGGUUCUUUACGGAAAAUCAGUGAAAAUUUCGACGCAUCUACCCUACUACAACAGCAUGAUAUUAUAACCUCUUUAUCGGUGAGCGCAGUUGGAGUUGUUUAAUGUACUAUGACAUAACCUCCAAUGUAUCCUCGAAUUGCGAUGAAACUCUGCGAGCGGUCUUUGUACCGCGUUUUAACGAGCAUCAGGCUUCAAUGUAGCACAUUAAGUCACGCAACGAAAAAAGAUGUAGAGAAACAAACAAUGGAACUCACUUCAAAAAAGUUUCCCGGCUACAAGUUGAUCUACUUCUUUCCCUACAUCGCGCAAGUUGGUACUCUAAAUUCUGUGAAACUUCGGUUCACUUAUCUCACCGGCGCGGUUGUACCUGUAUUCACGGGACUUCAGUUGGCGAAUGUCAUUUCCUUUGACGUAGCUGGUGCAUCGAUAUGUAGCGUGCUCAUAUUAACAUCAUGGCUACACACUACCGCAAUCCUGUGCAAUAAUCUCGUAGGACUGGUAUACAUAAAUCUGGAGGAAGAAAAAGUGAUAUUGUCUUACACGGACUACUGGGGAAAGAGGAUAGAUCUGAAGACCAACAUGGAUGAUGUGAUACCCCUAUCAGACAGUCAGCUUCGUAUCACUGAUUCUCUCUACAAAAUGAUUUCGUUUGCCUCACAAAAGCAGAAAUUAAAAAUAAACAUGAGAUUUGGAAAGAUAACGGAUGUCAAGAGUUUUAAAUGCAUACUAGGAAUGGUUUCAUAAUUCCCAGAAAUAUAUUCGCUGUACAUA